AUGAUUCAUACCGUUUUAGAAUACUUCUAUCAUCCCAUAGAAAUAUAUCAAGAUUCAUUAUCAAAGUUUGUUUCUAUUCCAUUAAGUGUGCUACAUCUAUCAGUUUGUUUUAUCGCCUUGGGACAAACAUCAUCUGAAUAUUUAGCUCCAAAUGUAAAUUUUCUUUGUGGCUCAUCAAAUAUAAUUAAAUCUAUAUUGUUAUCAUGGUGCAAUUCUUCACCAGAUAUACUAUCGGGUAUAGUUGCAUGGUUUCAUUGUGCCAGACAGUUGUCUUCAGUACCUUCAUCAUUGGACUCAAAUGGAAACGAUAUUUUGGCUAUUGGAGAGGUAUUAGGAUCUAGUGGAGUGAUUUUGUGUGUUGCAUUAGGAUCAAUUUUUGUUAUAUUAUCUAAUAUAUUGUCAGCUAAUGAUUACGGAGACUUUGAAUUCCCCAAGGUGUUGAAAUUGUUGACUAAUUCUAUGUUACAGGAUUUGAUUUUUCUUUUGAUUUCGGUAUCAAUUAUUUUCUAUUGUUGUUUGAAAGGGAGUAUUUCCAUAUUAAAUUGUUUAAUAAUGUUAUUCGUAUAUUCCAGUUUUAUCUUUAUCAACUUUUAUAAGGGACGAACAGCUCUAUCGACAAGUGAGGAAGGAGAAGAAUUAAUUUUAGAAUUGGAAGAAGGUAGAGACGAUAAUGAAGAUCAAGAUAUUUCUAUUGACUUGCAAGAUUUGAAUGUUGUAAACAAUCAUGAAGAUAAUAUCUCACGCACGGUAGAUAAUGAUGAUGAUGAUAAUAAUAAUAAUAAUAAUAAUAAUAAUAAUAAUAAUAAUAAUAAUACCCCAGAUGCAUCAAUAAAUGUAAAAUCUCCUUUAUCAAUCGAUACAAUUAAAAAAGCAAGCACUUUAAAUUAUUCUGAUUUCAUGAAGAUUCUAAGCGAUGUUGUUGACGAAAGAACAAGGCCGCACACGAUGCCUGAGGUAAUCAAUGUCUCAGACAACGGUUUUAAUGAUAAUCACGGUGCAAAUAACAAUGAAGACAGAAAUUAUAGAGCGAAUUCUGCACCUGCUAUAAUUAAUUUUGAGCCAUAUCACGAUAAUGUCGAUGAUAAUAAUAAUAUUAAUGAUGAUACUGAUAGCAACAAUGAUUAUACCCAUGCAAGUAACAAUAAUGCAGUUCCUCCUAUAAUUUUCCAAAAUAAUAAUGGUAUAAUGUCUGUAAAUAAAAAAUUUAAAAAAUGGAAUAAUAGGACAUUAAAGGAGCUUACAGAGAAUUUGAGUAUUUCUGUCCAAAAGUUCCGAAAUAAAGGUUUACUUAGUCAAAUAGUUUCUAUCGUAGUUUCCCCCAUUUUUAUAGCUAUAAAAUUAUCGGUUCCGCGUACUUCCAAAUCAGUUCCUAAAACUAAAGCCAGAUUUAUUGUAUUGGCUAUUCAAUCUUUAACUACGCCUAUUUUUUCAUUUGUGUCUAUUUCACAAUUUAUACACGCAAACUCAAAAAGUUUAAUUUUAUCACUAUUUGGAGGGGCAUUAAUAGGUUUGUUACUACUCAGUUUGGUUAUAUUAAUGAGGCAAACUAUCAUAGUUGGAACAAAAUAUUCUUUUUCUCAAGGGAGAGGGAGUUAUGAUGACAAUGAGAAUAAUGGUGUUGACAAUGAUUUACUAUGGGAUAAUGAGUUUAGUACAAUUUUAAAAUUUUUAAGUGUAAUUGGUAUUUUUAACAGUAUUAUAUGGAUUUCUAUUUUAGCAAAUAAUUUAAUUGAAAUUAUAUCAUUUUAUCAAAAGUUGACUGGUAUCUCCGAAUCAAUAUUGGGCAUAACUUUCUUUGCAUGGGGCAACUCGAUAGGUGACUUACUUUCGAAUAUUGCUAUGUUAAAAUUAUACAAGAAAUUACCACCUACGUCCAAUAAUACUAGUAGUAGCUUUAAUACCAGUCAUGAUAAUAGUAACUUGGGUAGUAGAAUAUUAAAAUUUGCCAUAAUUUCAAUUAGAUCCUGUUUUGGAGGAGUCCUGAUUAAUAUUUUGGUUGGUAUUGGGUUCAAUUGUUUGCUAGCCUUAAUAGUUAACGACCGUGGGUUUACUACGCAAUGGGAACUUUCAAUUAAUGAUACAACCACUUACUUGCAUUUUGUCAUAUCUUCAGUCGCAUUAUUUUUACAAAUUAUAUUACUAAUUAUAUUUUGUUUGUGGGUCUCAAAUAAUAAAUCUGAUACCAAUAUCAGUUCAUAUAUUACCCCAGAUUUAUUUAAAAAAAUGGGCAUAGGUAUGAUUAUUCUAUGGGGGGUUACCACAUUUAUUAAUGUUUUAAUUGAAAUAAUUACGUAA
This is a messenger RNA of Saccharomycodes ludwigii, 2295 nucleotides long. RefSeq names its product Ecm27p (gene ECM27). Gene Ontology annotation, cellular component: membrane. Gene Ontology annotation, biological process: intracellular calcium ion homeostasis; monoatomic cation transport; transmembrane transport. Gene Ontology annotation, molecular function: monoatomic cation transmembrane transporter activity. The transcript has a single exon. NCBI's taxonomy places the organism in Eukaryota, Fungi, Ascomycota, Saccharomycetes, Saccharomycodales, Saccharomycodaceae. The record is from RefSeq and is a predicted model, not a curated record. The coding region runs from base 1 to 2295 and encodes 764 amino acids.